This is a messenger RNA of Auxenochlorella protothecoides, 1473 nucleotides long. RefSeq names its product cAMP-dependent protein kinase catalytic subunit alpha. The coding region runs from base 1 to 1473 and encodes 490 amino acids. Gene Ontology annotation, biological process: signal transduction; peptidyl-serine phosphorylation. Lineage: Eukaryota; Viridiplantae; Chlorophyta; Trebouxiophyceae; Chlorellales; Chlorellaceae. The transcript is spliced from 11 exons. Gene Ontology annotation, molecular function: cAMP-dependent protein kinase activity; ATP binding. Gene Ontology annotation, cellular component: cAMP-dependent protein kinase complex. The record is from RefSeq and is a predicted model, not a curated record.
AUGUCCAUGUCUGAAGGAAGGGCGGUGGUCACCCCCGGGGAGAGCAACGACGCCUCACUCUUCGUGCUGGAGUCUGGCAUUUGCACCAUGAUGGGCCCCUCUGCAGAGGGCUCCCACCGCACAUGCAGCGCUGGCAGCAUGUUUGGGGACAUUCGCCUGUCUGGCAUGCUCAGUGAGACGGUGCUGGCCACUGUCAUGGCAGCAACGCCCGUGAAGCUGUGGACUAUCGAGCAUGCCAUGGUGGUUGCCGUCUGCCGGGGAGUGGGGCGGAGUCUGCCAGGCCAGCAGCCAGCCCCCGCACAGACGCGGGAGGGCCAGGCCGGCGAAGCAGGGCCCCUGCUCGGCGUUCGCGAGGGCAGAGACUCGCCUCCUCUUCAAGGGGAGUCAGUCGAGCAGCAUGCGGCCAGAAAGGCCGCACACGCUGCAGGGCCCAUGGUGAAGUCUGUGCCCGUGCCGCUGCCGUCGGAGCCAGACCUCAUCCGUGCCAAGCAUGCUCUGGUGCAGACUCUGCAGGAUGAGCCCAUCGCGCUGCAUGAGCUGGAAAGGAUCGCAAUUCUGGGCACCGGAGCCUUUGCCUACGUCGUGCUGGUCAGGUGCAGGGGCCGGGUGCAUGCCCUGAAGGUGCUGUCGAAGAGCCAUGUGAUGGCAAAGGGACUGCAGAUGCAUGUGCUGCGCGAGAAGGGAAUCAUGAGCUCCCUUUCCUCGGCUUUCCUGGUCAACAUGGCGGCGGCCCUGCAAGACAGCCAGUGCCUGUACAUGCUCCUGGACUUUCAGCAGGGCGGAGAGUUUUUCACCUAUCUCCAGAACCGCACAGAUCCACUCUCAGAGUCCAGUGCCAGGUUCUAUGCAGCAUGCGUGGUUGCAGGACUGGAGUACAUGCAUUCCAAGGGCGUGGCCUGGAGGGAUCUCAAGCCCGAGAACCUCCUGCUGGACGGCCGAGGGUACCUGCGCCUGGCCGACUUUGGGUUUGCCAAGCGAAUCGCGCCGGGGUCAAGGAGUUAUACCCUGUGUGGCACCCCCGAAUACCUUGCCCCGGAGAUCCUCAUGCAGUCUGGCCACGGUCUGCCUGUGGACUGGUGGGCGCUGGGAGUCCUCCUCUAUGAGAUGGUGGCCUGGACCCCUCCCUUCCACCAGGAGGAGAGGGCAGUCAUGUUCCGAGCCAUCUGCAGCGCCAACUACACCAUGCCUGCCUACUUCAGCAAGGACCUCAAGGACCUCAUCAGGCGCUUGCUGAACAAGCAGCCCAGCCGCCGACUGGGCACGGUGCAGGGAGGAGUGAGCGACAUCCGGAAGCAUCCCUGGUUUGCAGGGUUCGACUGGUCGGCCCUCGUCAGCCAGAGGAUGCCUGCCCCUUUCGUCCCAAAGGUUCAAGGCCCAGAGGACAUGGCGCACUUUGAGGCAGGGCAGGAGGUGGCACACAAGCUGCUGGGCAGUGGACGCCACGUGUCGGUGGGCACCUUUGCCGACUUUUGA